AUGCUGCUGGACCUGUCGGAGGAGCACAAGGAGCAUCUGGCCUUCCUGCCGAAAGUGGACAGCGCGGUGGUCGCCGAGUUCGGGCGAAUCGCGGUGGAGUUCCUGCGGCGUGGCUCGAACCCCAAGGUCUACGAAGGAGCUGCCAGAAAACUCAGUGUGAGUAGUGACACUGUCCAACAUGGUGUGGAAGGAUUAAUAUACCUCCUUACUGAAAGUUCGAAGCUCAUGAUUUCUGAACUAGAUUUCCAAGACUCUGUUUUUGUUCUUGGAUUUCCUGAAGAAUUGAACAAAUUGUUGCUUCAGCUUUAUCUGGACAACAGAAAGGAGAUCAGAACUAUCCUGAAUGAAUUGGCACCAGACCUUCCCAGUUACCACAGCCUUGAAUGGCGACUGGAUGUACAGCUUGCGAGCAGAAGCCUGAGACAACAGAUUAAACCAUCAGUGACUAUAAAGCUCCACCUUAAUCAGAAUGGAGGUCACAACACCCACGUUCUGCAGACAGACCCAGCCUCCCUGCUGCACUUGGCUCAACAGCUGGAACAGGCCUUGGAGGAGGUGAAAACAAACCACUGCAGGAGAGUCGUGCGCAACAUCAAGUAG
Molecule: messenger RNA, 600 nt
Organism: Rangifer tarandus platyrhynchus (Svalbard reindeer)
Lineage: Eukaryota; Metazoa; Chordata; Mammalia; Artiodactyla; Cervidae
Source: the annotation of a GenBank genome assembly